UUAUUUCUACAAUGACGUUGCUCAGUCUUUAGUAGCCAGUUCUGCUGGGCGCUCCUCGCUUUCCUUCAGAGAGCCGCUUUUCUAAACUCAACCCCGGGAAACCAUGGCCGAGCAGGCCUCGGGAUCCACCCGGCCGCCUCAACACGACGGGGUUGAACAGGAGCAGGAUCGAACCGACUUCCUGAAGCUCAAACAACAGCUGGAGAUGGAGUUCAACCAAAAACGGGCCAAGUUUAAAGAACUCUAUCUGUCUAAAGAAGAGGAGUUGAAGAGGCAGACUGCUAUACUGGAGAAGGCCCAGGCAGAGAUGUGUAGUGUGCAAGAGGAGCUGGCCGAUGCUAAAGCGGAGAUGGAGACCAUCAAAGCCGUCGCCACCCUUUCGGAGAGCACAAAGCAGGAAGCCAUCGACCAGGUCAAGCAGCUCUGGCAGGAGGAGGUGGCGUCACUGCAAGCUAUUAUGAAAGAUGCAGAGCGGGAAUUUAAAUUGCAGUUCCAGCAGAAGUUGGAGCAGGAGCGGGCACAAUGGACACAGUACCGCGACGGGGUAGAACGAGAGAUAGCCGAGCUUCGCCGCCGUCUUUCUGAAGGGCAGGAGGAGGAAAAUUUAGAGAACGAGAUGAAGAAGGCUCAAGAGGACGCAGAGAAGCUCCGUUCGGUGGUGAUGCCGAUGGAGAGUGAGAUCGCAGCGCUGAAAGCCAAACUGUCAAGCUCAGAAGAUCGAGUUAAGGAACUGGAGGCUGCCAAGGUGAAAGAGCUCAAUCAUGUCCUGGAGGCUGAGAAGUCUUGCCGCACAGAUUUGGAGAUGUAUGUUGCGGUCCUUAACACCCAAAAAUCUGUCCUUCAAGAGGAUGCAGAGAAACUUCGGAAAGAACUCCACGAGGUGGUUCACCUGCUGGAAUUGGAGCGGCAGCAGCACAAUCAGCUGAAACACACUUGGCAGCGUGCCAACGAUCAGUUCCUGGAGUCGCAGCGGCUGCUGAUGCAAGACAUGCAGCGCAUUGAGAGUGUGCUGUCCUCAGAACAGCUGCGGCAGGUGGAGGAGAUCAAGAAGAGGGACCAGGAAGAGGAUGAGCAGGAGCGAUUGAGUCAAGCUAAAGAGGCCAGUGAGGAUGAUGGGACGGAGCAUGCGGAAGCAGUGGAGGAUUCGCUGCUUGGACUCUCCAUAGAAGAGUCUCACCUCAGUCACAGUAUUCACAGCUCUUUGCACUCUCUGGACGCAGACACCCCUGGCCGCCCGGACAGCUCUGACCCUUAUAAGGAUGGUCUUCGGAGGGUCCAGUCUACAGACAGCCUGGGUUCUUCAGGAGGAUCCUUACAGCCUCACGGCCUGGGCGGACACAACAACAAGGCCAAGUCAGCCAGCCAGCUGGACGAGUCAGACUUUGGUCCUCUAGUGGGUGCAGACUGUGGGGGCUUUGACAGUAUGGACACCUCCUCCAUUUCUUCCCUCCAGCCGGGACAUUUUCUCCUCACUAAGGACCAAGAAAAGGCCAUUAAGGCCAUGACCCCAGAGCAGGAGGAGACCGCAUCGCUUCUGUCUAGUAUUUCUCACACAGCCGAUACAGCUUACCUGCCCCCAUCUGGAUACCGGUUGGUCAGCGAGAGCGAGUGGAAUCUUCUGCAGCAGGAGCUGAAGAACGCUGGAAGGAAGUUGGGCCGGCGAUGUGACAUGUGCUCUAAUUACGAGAAACAACUGCAGGUCAUCCAGGGACAAGAGGCCGAGACACGAGAUCAGGUUAAAAAGCUACAGGCCAUCCUGCGGCAGGCGAAUGAUCAGCUGGAGCGGACGAUGAAUGAGAAACAGGAGUUGGAGGAUUCGGUCAAACAGGCCAAUGAGGACACUACUGCCAAGAUCUCGGAGCUGAAGCAGAAAGUUCAGGAGUCGGAGUCUCUCUUCAGCGCUCUCCAACAGGCCUUCAGCCAGGCCAAGAGGAACACCCAGGAACAGAUGGCUGUUCUGCUACAGUCCAGAGAGCAGGUGUCUGAGGAGCUGAACAGACUGCAGAGAGAUAAUGAAAGUCUUCAGGGCAAACACAGACUUCACAUGACACUGCAGCAGCAAGAGGACUUUCACAUGCCGACCACUGUACAGGAACUUCAGAAGCUGGUGUUGCAGUACAGGGAGGACAUUGUUUCUGCACGCACAGCAGCCGAGCAUUUAGAGGAGAAGCUGAAGGCUGAAAUUCUGUUCCUGAAGGAGCAGAUCCAGGCGGAGCAGUGCCUCAAAGAGAACCUGGAGGACACUCUACAGCUGGAGAUUGAGGGCUGUAAAGAAGAGAUCGACAUCCUGGAAGCAUCUUUUUCCAGCCUAAAGACGGAACUGGAACGAGUGAAGAGUGAGAAGGAACAGCUGGAGAGCAGCUUGGCAGAGAAGAGCCAGAUGCUGGAGAGUGUCCAGCGCCUGAAGAACAGUCUAGAAGAGCAGCUCAAAGACACCCUCGGCAGCAAGAGUGCUUUGGAGACUCAGGUGUUUGAAGAGAAAGACAAAUCACAGAGACUUCAGGCAGAGCUGGACGUCAGCGAGCAGGUCCAGAGAGAUUUCGUCAAACUGUCCCAGACCCUUCAGGUGCAGCUAGAGCGCAUUCGGCAGGCCGAGUCAUUAGACCGGAUCCGCGCCAUCCUCAACGACACCAACCUUACAGACAUCAGCCAGCUUCCAGAGACAUGAUGUCACUUCCUCAAAACCCCACUGCGUGCACAGAAACACAUGCAAUCCACCUGAACCCCACUAUCUCCAUCCAUUCAGAUCCAGUGAGGAAGUCCCGAGUGAACACUACUGACCCCAUCUACUACUGCUCUACAUGCCUUGGCAAGAGCCCGAAUGGAGACUUCCUGUCUCUCAAAGUCUUUCGCUGAAUGCGCCUUUUGAGAAAAUAUCACUGUCCCAUCUCUCUCCCCCGAUACCUCUUCUUCUUUUUCGUCUUUCCAUCCGCUAAAUAUGAAGGAAACGGACGCUUCUCAAGUGUUUUGUACAUACUUGUAUACAGAAUAUUUGUGUAUAUUGCAUUAGUUAAUACAUACACUGCGAUUCUUUUGUUUUCACAUCCGCCAUUCGAUGUAAUCACUCCUCAUUGUGUUGUUUUUCGACAUCCAUCAUCAACAGUAAAUUUUCUUUCACUUCCAGACAGUUUGAUGAGCUUUUGCUUGACGUUACUGCUACUUGGACUGAGGUUUUGCUUAUUUUUCUGUUUUUUUUUUCCUUCGCAGACAUAUCAAGUGAUAUUUAUAGAUGACUUCUGGGAUGUCCGGGUUGAUUUGUGUCGAGGAUUUGGCAACAGCACUUACACCGACCCUUCUAGAAGGUGUCUCAUGGUUCUGCUGUUUAUAUAACGAAAGCACACUAUGCUUCUGAUUUACAGUCCUUGUGGACGACCCCUGUGUUUGUGUACCAGAUUAGGAGGUACAGUAAUAUAUGUCUGUCUUGUGUGCAACGGAAUUCCGUAUGGGAUUCGAGUAACCAAAGUUGAUCAUGUUAUGACCUUAAAUACUCAACGCAGCGUAUUUGGUGAGUUUAAAUCAUCGAGGGCUAAUGGGUUUAAAUCAUUUCGUUGUUGGCUGCUGUUUUGUUUUAAGCAACGGAUGCGAGGCGGUGUAACUCAACUGCAGGAAACAAGCGUGCGUGAUUUAUGAUCCAGUUAUUGGAUUAAAUAGUAAAAAUUUAGAUUUUUUUUUAAUAAGACCAAAAGUGGCAUGUGAUUUCAGCAUGUUUUUUUUUAAAUUCGUUACAACAUGGAUUUUAGUUAAGGCUGUGCACUUACAUUUUAAAAGAAAACGUCUGUUGAUUUAAAAACAGAUGCUUAAACAUGAAAACUGGCUGAUGAAAUUGACAAUUCAUAGUUAAAGCCUGCAUGUUGAAUAUUAUGUCUGCUGAUGUGACUGUGUCAGUGAUAUUUCAAAAAUAUGGAAAAAAAAAUGUAUUAUACAAAAUAUAUAAAAUCGAAAUGCUGAUAUUUAGGACAGUUCAAAAUUGUGACAAAUUAAACGUCAAAUUUAAAAUUGAGUUACAACAGCCUAAUUUGACUAUGUAUCAUAAUUGACUUAAUAUCUUAAUUUUCAUGCAUCAUAAUUAUGACUGUUUUAAUUUGUAAUAUUCUCUACUGAUUAUUAUAUACUCAUAAUUGUUUUAGCAUCUCAAUUUUGAUUUGCUUUCAUGACCCAUUUUGAUUUUGUAGUCAGUUUUGACAAAAUGAAUCAAAACUUACGAAGUUAAAAGUUUUACACUCAUAAUCAGUUAAUUUCGUAUAUUUUCGACAUCUAAUAAUUUUACGUUCAUUUAACCUUCUCAUAAUCUUCUCAUCUCAAUUUUGACAUCAUAAUUAUGACUUGUGUUUAUAGUGGCCAGUUUUGAUGAUAUAAGAACUCAAAAAAUGAUGAAAUAGUCAUAAUUUAUUUGAUUUACAGUUGUUUGACCAUGUUGUAAUUGACCGUCUUUUCAGUUUGUUAUAAUUUUAACUUGUCUCAUAAUUGACUUCAUAUCUUUUGAAUUGUCAUUGUAUAACUCUUACUUUUGAUUUAUAAUAUACUUUUAAUAUUAAUAAUGACCAUCAUGUCAAUUUGCCAUAAUUUAUGAUAAACUCUUAACUUUUAUCCCAUUAUUGACUCCCAUAAUUUGGCUUUUUGUCAUAAUUAUUGGCUUGCAGUCAUUUAUUAAAUAAAGCCUAAAUUAUUAAAGCCAAGAUCAGUCAAGUCAGACUUAAUCAUUUUAUUUAUCACAAAGCAAACUUAAAUUUCGAAAGUCAAUAUUAGUCAAGUUAGUGUUGUCCUUUAUUGCAUAAAACAAAGCCUAAUUUAUGAAGUUCAAGAUAAGUUAAGUUAAACGUAUCCCUCUUAUUCACUGCAUAAAACAAAGCCUAAGUUAUGAAAGUCAGACUUGGUCCUUUUAUUUAUUGCAUAAAACAAAGCUUACGUUAUGAAAGUCAAGAUAAGUCAAGUCAAACUUAGUACUUUCAUUUAUUGCAUAAAACAAAGCCUAAGUUAUGAAUGUCAAGAUUUUUCAAGUAAUACUUAGGCUUUGUUUUAUGCAAUAAAUGAAAGGAAUAAGUUAUUAAAGUCAAGAUAAGUCAAGUAAAACUUAAUUUUUUCAUUUAUUGCAUAAAACAAAGCUUAAGUUGUGAUAGUCAAGAUAAAGCAAGUCAAACUUAGUACUUUCAUUUAUUGAAUAAAACAAAGCCCAAGUUAUGAAAGUCUAGAUUAGUCAAGUUAAACUCUGUUCUUUCGUUUAUUGCAAAAACAAAGCCUAAGUUAUGAAAGUCAAACUUUGUACUUUCAUUUAUUCCAUAAAACAAAGUCUAAAUUAUAAAAGUCAAGAUUUGUCAAGUCAAACUUAGUUCUUUGAUAAACAAAAUCUAUGUUAUAAAAGUUUAGAUUAGUCAAGCCAAACUUAGGUUUUGUUUUAUGCAAUAAAUGAAAGGACUAAGUUCUAACAGUCAAGAUAAGUCCUUUCAUUAAAUGCAUAAAAUAAAGCCUAGAUCAAAGCCAAGGUUUUAUUUAAUACAUAAAGCAAAGCCAAACUUAUGAAAGCCAAGAUUAGUCAAGCCAAACUUAGGCUUUGUUUUAUGCAAUAAAUGAAAGGACUAAAUAAUGAAAGUCGGGAUAAGUCAAGUCAAACGUAGUCACUUGGCAACAUUUUGACUUUGUAUUUCAUCGAAAUGAUUUCUCAAUUCAUGUUAUCUCAUAAUUGACAUGAGUCAAUUAAGUGUGUUAUGGUUACACAAGACUUUACCAACGCUACUCUACAUGACCAGUGCUGCUGUUAUAAUCUGUAUGUAAACUGAUGAUGAUGAUGAAGCUCUUCAGUAUGAAUAUGUGCAUUAUAAUAAGACCAUGUGUGUUGUGGUGGUGUUUAUUUUAUGUCCUACAUAACGCUCACCCGUCCUGUGCUGUUUUCACAUUGCAAACACAUAGAAGCUUCACUUCAGUGUAGUUUUGAUGUUGUCAGGAUAUUUUAGGAACUACAUUUUGCUUUAGAAGACACUGUUGGAACUCUACAACUAAUUUGGGGCUUGGAGACUACAGAUUUUAUUGAUUCUUUUUGUUUGUUUGUUUUCCUUCAGAUAAUUUAUAAUUCAUGAAUCUUUUUUUUUUUUAACUGGGUCUGUGAAGAGUGAUAGUUCAGAUACUUUCACAAUAACAACGGUCAUAUUUCUGUUUUUGGCAUGCCGUGUUGCAGAUGCAGAAGCCCUUGCAGAUUUAUAUACUGUACUGUGUACAUAUCCCUGUAUAUAUCUAUAUAAUAAAACCAAUUGAAACCUAA
Danio rerio (zebrafish) is the source of this 6253-nucleotide messenger RNA. NCBI's taxonomy places the organism in Eukaryota, Metazoa, Chordata, Actinopteri, Cypriniformes, Danionidae. The record is from RefSeq and is a predicted model, not a curated record.